This is a messenger RNA of Pelobates cultripes (western spadefoot toad), 23226 nucleotides long. The record is from the annotation of a GenBank genome assembly. NCBI's taxonomy places the organism in Eukaryota, Metazoa, Chordata, Amphibia, Anura, Pelobatidae.
GGAGCCUCCAGCAAAAGGGGAAAUGGCAGCGGUCACCAGGAAAGACCCAGGUAAGAUGUCAAACCAUUUUUAACAGGUUUGAUUAUAUACUUUGGGUGACCACCGUGGCACUUCAUAACCACUACAGCAGGAUGUAAAGGUUAUGGUGCUGAAGUGUUCCGAACUUUAAACAAGCUCCACUAGUCAAGUCAAGUUGGUAUUUUUUCCAAUUCUAUUAUUUCCUUUCUGCAAUUAAUUUUCUUUUAUUAAACUGAUAAAAUUAAUUAACCCAGAAUAAACUUUAUAAAUGUUUUUUAUCUAUGUUAAAUUAUGAGUAAGGGAAGAAUCUUUAUUUUUCUCCCACCCCCUGCAUAUUCCCUCCCACUUUCCUUGCCAAUAUCUUCAUCUUCAAGGAUUCAGACUCAGGAAUAUAUAAAGAGAUAGCUCAUCCGAGAUACAAAAACUUCACACACUGUAAAGGAAGUCAACAGGUAGGAAUAUUGAAAUUAUUUACUCAUUCACCAGCUGUGUUUUAAUUUACUAAAUAUAUGUACAUGCAAAAUGUUUUUCCAUGGGAGACUUUAAGAAUAUAGUUUACAUAGUUUACACUUAAAUGCAUCUGUUUUAAAAAUACUGAGAAAUGAAAUUAAUAACCUGAUGCAAAAAUAGUUUAAUGAAUUCUGCAUUGUUUGAUUUAUUUGUAAUAAAUUUGUAAAUGUACUUUUUUUUUGUUGCUAUUUGCAUUUCUGUUUAUAAUAUUUAUUUGCUAUGUGUGUUAUUUUAGAUUUAAUACUUUUUGAUGAUUUGCCUUUGUUUGUAUGUGCAAAUCAGACAAUCACAAAACAAGUUAUAUAGUAAAUUGAAAGCCAAAUUUCAAAAUGUAGUCAAGCUGUUUUGAUUUGAAAAACGUCUGCAACUCAGCUGGCUGUUUUAUAUUACAUUUUGCAAUUCAGUUUUCAGUCAGUACUUUUCGCAGUAAGGCUUAUUGUGUAUGCACACAGUCUUUCAUAUGAAACAUGAUCCACACAUAAUUGUUACAGUGCCAGUAAUGCAUUGCUAUAACAGCUUUUUAUAUUGAAAUGGUCAGAUUACUAAAUAGCAAGUCGUGGCAUGUUAAGUUCACUAUGUUGGACAAAAUUAAAAUUUUCAGAAAAAUUGUUUUGUUUUUUUUGUUUUUUCUAGCUAUUUUGUUUUUUUGCAAAAAUCAAAAAUGUAUGAAUGUUUUAUGACUUAUCGGUUAUACAUGAGUAAAAUUCUCCUAUAUUUUAGCAAAGUCAAGCAAACAGGAAAAUGCUGGGAAACCAAAAUUAGUUUCAAAUUUAAGGCUGAAAUAAGAUUUUACUUGAAAAAUUGAAAGGCUUGAUCUAGUAUGUUCCUUUAAUUAAAAACUGAAUUUCUCAAUGAACUGGUCUACGUGCAGUGCCCUUGGUGUUUUACUCUUUCAAUUGCAGAUACUGCAAUGUUUUGAAUCCACUAGAGGCACUUACGCACUCAUAAAUGAGUCUGACUCGCUCAUGGGAUAUUCAGGACUGAAUUUACAUCACAAUUCUCAAGUGCCACCCACCAUCCCCCCACCCCCAAUCCUCAAGCACAAACUUAUUUUAAAAAAAAUGACUAUUUUAAAUACGAUAAAAAUGUUGUAUAUACACUCACAUAAAGAGUGAAUGUGUGUUUGUGUAUAUAUAUGUGUGUAGCGUUUGCACGUCUGUAGCAGUGUUAAUGGAUUGCAGGAUAAAACUUACAAGGAAAGGUUAAAGGAUCUUGAAAUGUAUAGCUUGGAGGAAAGACGAGACAGGGAGGAUAUUAUAGAAACAUUUAAAUGCAUAAAGGGAAUUUAAAAGAAGAAAAACUACCACAACAAGACAUAUUCUUAAAUUAGAGGGGCAAAGGUUUAAAAAUAAUAUCAGGUAAAGUAUUACUUUACUGAAAGGGUUGUGGAUGCAUGUAAUAGCCUUCCAGCUGAAGUGGUAGAGGUUAACACAGUAAAGGAGUUUAAGCAUGCGUGGGAUAGGCAUAAGGCUAUCCUAACUAUAAGAUAAGGCCAGGGAAUGACAGUUUUUAGAAAACUGGGCAGACUAGGUGGGCCGAAUGGUUCUUAUCUGCCGUUACAUUCUAUGUUUCUAUGUGUGUGUAAAUGUGCAUGUAUUUCUGUGUAUGUGUGUUUGUGUAGAACAUGUCCAGUAGUUUGUAUAGCAGUGUGUGUACACUGUGGGAAGCAGUAUGUGCAGUACCCGUGUGUGCAGUGUGGGUAGCUGUGCUGUGUGUGUGUACCUGUCAUUUCAGACUGUCAGAGUCCAGUCCUUUUCCUUUCCCUGACCAGUCCUCUCCCUCCUGCAGCUAGCUGUGUUCAUUCUGAGGUGGUUGUUAGGCUUCUCAGACUAAAUACAGUGAUUCCAGAGUGGUGGAGGCAGCAGACACCAGGCAAUAGGUUGGGGGAUUUUAACAGGCAGAGUAAGUGCCCCUAUAGGACAGGUGUCUAUAGGCAGGGGCAGUGGUGUACACACAACCCAUGGAGCCCCGGUGCCUAUACUGAUCCGUGUACCGAUGCCGGAGCCGGAAUAACGUCUCCCUCGUGCGCCAGCCCGAAAAGUGACAUCACUGCCAGCCUCGGGGGGACCUGAGGUGGCCAGCUCCUCUUUGAUGAGUCAAAUAAGCUGUGUUCACCAUUUUAAAUGUAUUACAAAAGCAAAUGUUUUAUUUUAAUGUCAUGAUUAUAUUCUUCCACCAACAAUUUAGAGAAAUGUAGUGACCUAUUUUUCAGCCUGUGUUACACAGAUACCACCAAAUUCAGAAGUAGGUAAAACUGCUAAAGAAUUAAAGGGAUACUAUAGUCACCAGAACAACGACAGCUUAUUGAAUUUGUUCUGGUGAGUAGAAUCAUUACCUUUAGGCUUUUUGCUGUAAACACUGUCUUUUCAGAGAAAUACCUGAAAAGUGAUACCUUCACUGGCCACUCCUCAGAUGGCUGUUAGAGAUCCUUCCUGGGUCAUGGCUGCCUAAAAUGCAUCCAAACAUUCAGUGUCUCCACCCUCUGCAUGCAGACACUGAACUUUCCUCAUAGAGAUUCAUUGAUUCAAUUCUUCUCUGUGAGGAGAUGCUGAUUGGCCAGGGCUGUGUUUGAAUCAUGCUGGCUCUGCCCGUUAUCUGCCUCUUUGUCAGUCUUAGCCAAUCCUUAGGCAAAGCAUUGUGAUUGGAUCAGGCCACCACUUCUGCUGAUGUCAGAGGAAGUUCACAGGCAAAGGCAGCAUCUUCAGACUUGAAUACAAGUAAGAUUUUACUAUCUUGAGAGUGGCAAAGGGGGCUAAAGGGACUAGAUAGUGGUUUUAACACUAUAGGGUCAGGAAUACAUGUUUGUGUUCCUGACCCUAUAGUACUCCUUUAAGCAUACUGUCAUACAAGAACAAUGACUGUAUACCCAAGAAAUGACUAGCCUGGUUUAGACCAGACAAUCUCAAAACACACACACACACACACACCUUCCCAAAUAAAGUACAUUUGUUAAAGUUAAAAUCUUUACGAAUACUCAGAUUGACUGUGUUGGAAUACCCUCUGCCUAACCAAACUUGACACUGAGCGGGAAACAAGGUCUUGUGGGAUCCUCUACAGAACUCAGUGCUGUACUCACGCACGGAUGACGGCACCCGCGAGGAACAGGUUUAGGUAAGUAACACUCACCUUGGCCUGCCCACCUGGCCUCCGGACCCCCAGUGGUGAUGUAUUCAAAGACCCCAGGUAGUGACAGAUCUAAUAUAAAGGUUGUAGUCUUCAAUGUAGUCACGGGUGGCCAAAAAAGAGACAUCCAGCUUCUGAAGAACUGCAAAUCCCAUUAUGCUUUGCAAUAUGGCUGGCAAAGCAUCAUGGAGGCUGUAGUCAGGGCCGGCCAUGGCCAUUAGGCGCCCUGUGCGAAAUGUCUUCACGGCCUCGCGAUAAGCCCCGCCGCCUUGUUUUUUUUUUUUGUUUUUUUUUUAUAGACCCGGGUGGAGAAUAAUUAAUCCUCCACCCAAGUACCUGUUUUAGCUCCCCUGUCACCUGACCAUGUGCGAGUUGUGUCGGCCGCAUGGCGCCCCCUGGUCCAUGGCGUCCUGUGCGGCCGCACAGCUCGCACACCCCUAAGGCCGGCCCUGGCUGUAGUUGUACUUCUACUAGGGAUCUAUGUUUCGCCACUUGUGAUGUAACGUAAAAUAUAAUUACCUGAAUUUGUUUUCAUUAACAGACUAAUAUAAAGUUAAGCGACUCAGUUACUGCAAUUCACAGGUAAAAAGUGGAUGUUUUCCAAAGAUGAAUCCAGUUAUCUUGGGAAUCUUCUGCCUGUUAGCAUGUGCCCAGAGUCGAGCCAUACAAAAUGAACAAUCGAAUGCUUUGGAUCUGUCAGAAAACAGAGAACUGGUAAGUGAAAAAUAUAAGAUAAUAUGGAAUCUAUAAUGUAGUGUGAAUGGAUUCACAAUGUUACUUAACUUCCUUUGCAUUGGGAUAAGGAAUUGAUUUCAACAUGGAUUUAGCCAACCAGAUAAAGAUGUAUGAAGUACUGCAUCAGGGAGUGUGGCAUUGAGUGCCUGCAAUUGUAGAUUAAAGGUAAUUGUGUAAAUCAGGGGUGCCCAAAAGGUAGAUCCCCAGAUGUUUAUAAAACUACAGCUUCUAUGAUGCUUUGUCAAAGUUCUACAACAUCUGGGGAUCUACCUUUUGGGCACCCCUAGUGUAAAUGAAAGAGUGCAUACCAAGGGAAGGGCAGUGUAGUGACACUGAUCAAAUGAUGUAAAGUUACCAGGCUUUCUUUAAAAAAUGGGUUUGUAAGUAGGGGUUUGAAAUACGCAUCUGAACUAUGGGGCCCUCAGUUUGAUUCUGGUUAAUUUUGGCAAGCACUAGAGAGUUCUCUUCUUUCUCUUUAAACCUGUGUUCCUUACACUAUAAUGUCCCUGUUUCUAACUCCCUCGGCACUGGCUAGGUAUCCACUUUCUGUGACAUCACUGCAAUGGUGGGACCUAAUACGCAUGCGUGGCAAGUUAGGCUCACCUUAAAACUUCCUAUGGGAAAUUUGAAGAAAUUAGCCAUCCUCAUGAAUGAGAACGUCUAACACCGGUUAACAACUAAGACUCCGUUAGGACCUGGAAGCACCGCAAGUGGCUUCUGGAAGACAGCCAGUAGAAGUGGAGUUAAUUCCUGAGUUAACACCGUAAUAACUAUAGUUUCUCAGAAAAUACAAUGUUUUACAUUGCAGGGUUAAACAGACAGGGACACUGCACCCAGACCACUUCAGUGAAAGUGUCCCGUUAAAUGUUAAUUUUUACCUUCAAAUGUACCUUAAGCACUUGAAUGGAAUAUGCAAGCCGAAUUUGAAGACAACAGCAGAAGAGGUUUAAAGAGUGAGAGAAUUUGUGAAGUUCUGAAACUGUCACUACUAGACUGAUAAUCAAGGCCUAACAAGUCAAAUUAGACAAUUAAAGAUGUUCUGUCACCUCAUGAAAUUUUUUUGCAUAUUUCGGAAAGAAAAUAUCUUUAUGAAAUACUCGUAUUUACUGUGUUGAAAUUUCAUUAGUCACCUUUGGGGGUAAAUGCGUAAUAUGCAAGGACCCCCAAGGGAGACAGAGCCGCUUUAGGUUUCUGAGACCUUACAAAGAAAUUGCUAGUGUCCAUACCUUUGCACAUGCCCGAUUUACAGUUUUAUUUAUUCUAUGAGUUAAAUUCAGCAAAUUAAUAAUUCCAUUUGCAGAAAUAUGUAAUUUUUUGUAAUAACCUCUUUUGACUUUGAAAAUAAGCAAAUUUGUUAUUUGGUCAAGAUGGUCAAAAUAUGCAUACAACUGUAUGUACAACAAUUAGACUCUAGACUUUUUAAAGUCAAUUUUAAAACUGAACUUGUGUUUAAAAUGUUAAGUAUUAUAAGGACAAGCGACACAAAGGCAACUGGGUUAAUAGUCAUUCAUUAAAGGACAAGGAGGCUCAUAUUAUGCUUAUAUUUUUCUUUUAUUCCUCAGCAGCAAAGAAAGGAUAUUUAGAUAUUCAUAGAAAAAAACUAAACAAGUACCCUCAGAGGGUUAACCAUAACAUCUUAGCCAAUGAGAGCAGUCCACAUCGCAUAUACUCCCAUGUGACCCUAAGCCACUCCUCUUUCUUUGCUGCUGCCUCAGCUAAGUACCACAGAAUGUUUUUGCUAUUACUGGUUUGAUAUUGCUUGUAUUUAUGAAUACUAAUUUUCCCUGUAUUUAAAGCAGGGCCCUCUGUAUCUGGCCGUCUGCUUUCCGUUUUCCUGCAGGGUUUUCAACCCACCACGCCCGACGGCUAACCCUCAUCCCUCUUACUUUUUCAGGUAGUUUAUUACAAGUGGUUGUCCCGGCCUCGGCGACCCCGACGUCCUGAUGUCUCCCUCUGGCCUCAGUCUUGGUGACUGCCCUCCGGUUUGCGGUCUAUAUUAUGACCGGUGCCACUCGCGCAUGCACAGUUCGCAGCUGAGCAUCACGAAGGCCAUCUUGUGUGUGGCAAAGUAUUGCCGCGCUUUUUGCUGAUUGGCUGCCUGAGUUGCUGGGCAACUUACUAGUGCUUCCCUGAGGCUAUUCCUGAGGGAACACUCGGUAAGCUGCCAGUAUAUUUUGUUGUGCUUUUGUCCCUUGCUAGUUUCUUGGGGCUUAUUGUGACUCACAGCCUGUUCAGCCCAGUGCUCCCUUCUGUGUCAAGAUACCUUUUUUCACUUAGUUCACCCCAGUGCAGAGUGUGGUUGCCCCAUAUUUUGUCAUCAUGAAGACCCCUAUUGAGUUGGAGGUUAAUGCUCCUAACACCUCUGAGAUUGCCACUAGGCAGCGACUGGCCCUGUGGGAGGACGUAGCCUCACUGGAGCAGAUGAACUCGGAAGAGUUCCACUCGCCCCUGGACGCUACAGUGACCAAAUCGGUCACCCAGGCCAUCUAUACUGCCAUGGGAGCUAUGUCGGACAAUUUGGCCCACUUCAUUACAUAUGCUAUUAUGGCGUCUAAUCACGCCCCUGGCUUGACUCUCCCUAAGGCCUCUGACGAUAAGCUGGUGGUCCCUAGCGCCAUAAGGCUACAAAAAAGACCCACUAUGUGGGCAAACAUACCUCCAAAACUGGAUUGAUGGACAGGUUGCCUCCUGUUACCAUUGCAGACGUGGGGCCCCCACAUAAAAGAGUCACCCGCCGGGCAAAAGCAUUGUGGACUUGGAAAAGGACUAAAGCCCUGACGGGUUUUAAUAAGUGUUUAAACUUAAAUGAAUUGCAUUUAGGCAAUAAUCCAAUAAGAAGAAGUGCAAGUAAUCAACAACACAAAGUGCAUUAUUAAGUAUUUCUUCAGAGAUGCAUUAAGUAACAUUCUUUAAGAUCAUGAGAAUAAUCUUCAAUAGAAACAAUAAGCAAUAGCUAAGAAUAUUUGCAAAGCAAGAAACAGUUCAUAGUGAAUAAACAUGAUGGGAGUUGUCCUCCAUAUAAUUAGUAGCUUGAAGCAAUGAGUGUAUUUGCAAAGCAAGAAACAGUUCAUAGUGAAUAAGCCUGAUGGGAGUUGUCCUCCAUAUAAUUAGUAGCUUGAAGCAGUGAAGAUUUGAGUAAGCAAGCAUUAGUUCAUUAUUAAAUGAUAUUGUAGACAAAUAGCUGAAAGAUAUACUUAAGGUUAAUAUGUGUAGUCCUCCAAUAGUUCAGAGAUAUGGUCCACUUGUAAAGUAGCAAAGUAUCCGUUAUCCAGUAAUCCUUUAUGGCAUGCAGCAAUCCUUGCAUUGGCUCAAAGGCUGGAACGGCUUGUCUGAGCUUGUGGAGAGGUAAGUCUGGUGGAAGUACCUCCCAGUAGCUGAGCCUGUGGAGCCCGCGGUCUCGUGGAGGCAGCUCACACAUUAGCUCACACAAAAUCACCAAGCACCCUCUCUCUGGCCCAGUCUCCCUAAAUACCGUCAGAGCUGUGUCAGAGGGGGGCGGGGUCCGGCUCCUCACAGCUGAGUGCCGAACUGGAAGUGUUACUCCAUGACACUUGGCUGCAAAACCGGUAAUCUGUGCUAAGGAGUUUGCGGACACUUCCGCCAUUCUCGACCCGCAGGGAAAAACCCUGUUUGACCCCGAGGCCCUGCAAAAUCCUAGGUUGGCUGGAUGUGGCCCAGUAUAUUGCAGCUAGGAUUAGGAAACCCCUAAAUAAGGCCACGAGAAAUAAGCUUAGGUAUGUGUGGCGUGUGCCACACUGGACGUAGACCAUUAGGUCGCCCAGUUCCUGGGAAAAUCAGGCCUUCCUCCAACCAUGGCCGAACAGAUGACUUUAUGCAUUUUUUCUCCCUGAUGGCUCAGACACUAUUACACCUCAGACGUUCUCUGACGUCUUUAGUUCUCAUACCCCCAUUUUGGACUGCACAACCUUGGUUCCCUUCACUCAUGGAGAUGCCCAUGGAUCUUCCCAGACUACUUCCUGAAUCAACGCACCUCUUACUGGACCCCGAUUGGAACCCACAUCCCCUUCUGCUUCAAGGACACCUCAUACUAUUAGCGUGGCUCCUCUCCGGGGACCCUGUGUCAUGCCAGACGUUCCACAAUAAACUCUUGACUUACUCACGGGAGCCUGAGCCCAUGGAACAAGACAAUCCUAUGGUCAUGCCUGGAACAAAUGGAGUUGUUGGCGCGUGGAACAACAGGUGCAUCCCAUAUGUGCUUCUGUAAAUUACCUGUUACGUUUCCUUACUAUCCUGUAUGACAAAGGUUUGGCCUAUCGCAUUAUUAAUGUCUAUUGAUCGGCAAUCAUAGCUGGUCAUCAUGGGCUGGAUGGUUCUCCUGCUGGUAAACAUCUAUUGGUUUGUCGACUCUUACUGGGCAUUAGAUUUGCACGACCACCUCAACCUCGAUACAUGUCACUAUGGGAUGUGAAUCUGGUUCUUCGCCUGUUGGAAACCUGGACAUGGAAUACAGAACUCAUGCUUAAACAGCUGUUGGCAAAAUUGACCAUGCUCCUCUGUUUGAUAUCAUGCAAACGGGUGUCAGAUGUCCGUGCGCUGGACACUGACGCACGCUCCUUUACCCCUACGGGAGUUUCUUUCAAAAUUUCCAGAUGUACCAAAUCAUCGGUUACUUCAGUUUUCUACCCAUCGUUUGCUCACAAUGUUAACCUCUGCCCAGUGGCUUGUCUCCAGGAAUGUUCCCAGGAAUAUGAAACACGGAUCAGUCAUUCAGGGAUCCAGCGUAUCACUAGUUGUUCUUGGCUAUCAAACUACCUCAUCACCCCGUAUCUACAGUGACGCUAUGGCGCACAUUCUACUAGAGGGGCCAUGACUUCAAAAACUUUCAACUUGGAAGAUCUUCUUCGGACGUCAUCAACGUUUAAGUAAUAUUACUUUCGCCCUCCAGAACAUGUCUCAUCGAUGGUUAUUUCAAAGCUUUGAACUAGCAUAAUAUGAGCCUCCAUGUCCUUUAAUAAAUUUACCAGAUUUUACUAUUUACAUGAUGUAAAGUCAUGAUUUUAUUAAGGACACGGAGGCAAAUACUAGCCCACCCGAUACAGGUACGUUUUACGGUUUGUUUUCCCUCCCAUAUGUAUUGAUCUUAAAUGUCGGGAUUGCUGUCUGAGUAGGUUAAUUAAUUGUUCCAGGAUUUAGUUACCUUCCAUAUGCUUAACUGAAACAUAACUAUUAGAUUAUUCAGUUUAGUCACUACUGUGGUAACAUAAGUGAUAUUCUAUAGGAACAUAUUUUUACCAUUUGUUCUCUCUGUUCAUUCCAGCUUAACACUUUACGUGUCGCCUCAUGGACAACAACUGUUUGAUUGUCUUGUUGUGUUGCUUCAGUUCUUGUUUGGUUCUUUUCGUUGAUUAUUGGUUUUAGCAUCACCAAGAAAGAGGAGGGGCUUAGGGUCACAUGGGAGAAUAUUUAACCAAUGGUAACCAAAACCAGGGUUUAACCAGGGUUAACCAAAACUAAGAUGUUUUGGUUAACCCUCUGAGGAUAUUUUUUAUCUUAAUAUCCUUUCUUUUCUGCUGAGGAAUAAAAGAAAGAGAUAAGCAUAAUAUUUGCCUCGGUAUUCUUAAUUAAAUCAUGUCAUGUAAAUAGUAAAAUCUGGUAAUUGUCUUAGGGCACACAUCAAGUGAUCAAUAGCUAAUCAGUGAAACUGUAAUUGACUUGCCACAACCUCCCUCCCACUCUCCUCUCUACUUCCGUACUUGGAAAGCCAAGACCAUUAGUGGGUGAUUUUGGGGUGGGUGGGGCUGUAAAUUUGUGAGAAACUGAACUCAGAUAAGUUAGCAUAUUCAUUUUUGGGAACUAUAACUUGAUGGGUCCAAGUAACACCACCUUGGUAUCCUUAAAGAGACUCUACAAGCACUCAGACCAUUUAAUCUCAAUGAACCUGUCUAGUUGCUGUGUCCCUGCCCUGUCAUUUUAGCCCUGUGAAGAAAAAGACUGCAGUUUCUCAGACUGCCACUAGAUGUGGCUUCCUGGUUAGUAACCAAGUAAAACGUGGCUAUUUGACAUUCAACGUCCUCACGCUUUGAGUGAUCUAUGUUCAAUGCAGGUAGCUCUGAUGUGAGUGUGUCUUCAUUGAAACCUACUACUGCAGAUACCCCAUAGGAAAGCAGUUAUUCAAUGUUUUCCUAUUGGGAAGCUUGAAUGUGUGUGGUUCUCGCUGCACAUGAGCAAAGGAUUGGACCAUCGGUGGAGGAGGUGACAUCGCGGAAGGAGAGGUGAGCAGAACUGGAAAAAGGUAAGUAAAUCUUUUAUAUUUAUUUAUGUUUUUGCAACUGGGAUGGGUGAAUUUGAAAAAGACUAGGAACUAAAACACUAUAGCGUUAGGAAUACAGAUUUGUAUUCCUCUAACGCUAUUUAUUGUGUUCCUUUAAUAAAGGGAACACUGUAGGCAAUAUAAUAAUUUCAUCUCAUUGUUAAAUUGCUCAAAAAUGGUUUAACACUACAUCGCCACCAUUUUUGAGCAAUUCAACAGUGAAUGAGGGUUCUUGGCUGCCAUAACCCCACCCCCACUGGAGGUAUUGCUAAGGCUGAGAUAACACACACUUCCUUGUAGCCUUAGAAAUCCAUACCUGCAAUGGCAAUGUGAUAGGCUGGAUGCAGUCAACUGACAAUCUCAGCCAAUCACAGCCACUCACUCCUGCUCUAGCUUAUGCUUCCUCAGCCCAAACAGCACAGGAGAGCAUGGGUUGCUGUGGAUUCUUAGUAACAAUAAAAUGGUUUAAUGCUAAAUGGAAGUAUAGUGCCAUCUGCCAUGGGACUGCCAACACUAUAACCACUUUAAUGAGAUGAUGCAGUUAUGGCAACUACAGUGUCCUCUUAAGCAGUUUAAGAUAUACCAGACCCCUGCUGUAGAACCCUAUUUACUGUUUACUACAUUUCAUGGACAAAAGUUGUUGUUUUUUUUCAGCUAAAACUUCUAAGGAAGUUUAAAGAAACACCCCAUUGCCCAAAUUUGAAAACAUGAGGUGGGUGCAGACUAGCACGAGAGGAAAAAACCUCUUUGGAUUGCUGAUCGACAGCCAGGAAUGUAUUUAUGAAAGUGCCAAUUUCUAUUCAUGAAAACUAUGAACUAUGAAAGUGCCAAUUUCUAUUCAUAUCUGCACUUUUAUAAACAGUCACAAAUGUGAUAGGCUCCAGACACAUCAAGCUGAAGUGCUUUAUAUGUGUAAAGUGUUCCUUCAUAAAGAAUUUUAGGUUGUGGAAGAAUUUUAUUUUUGUUACACCUUUUGUACAGAAGAAAAAAAAUACAUUGGUGAUAUUAUUUCAGACCAUGUAUAAAAUACAGCAAGGCAUAUAUCCCCCAUGUUUUGUUAAUCUUUAAAGGGAUUCUAUAGUACCAGGAAAACAAAGCCAAAAACCCCUUCAGUCACUUACCUGAAUCUGGGUAAACUCUACCCACGCUACUCCCCUGCUGACGUCAGCCGGUGGGUGAGACCUAAUGCGCAUGUGCCGCAAUGGCCGCGUUUGCAUUAGGAUUUCACCAUAGAAUUCCAGUGACGCUGGAAGUCCUCAUGAAUAGCGUGAGGACGUCUAGCUUCAUUUAGACCAGUGUUUCCCAACCCAGUCCUCAAGGCACACCUACCAGUCCAGGAUUUAGGGAUUACCCAAUUGUGUCUAAGGUGUUUUUUUUCUUCUUUGUAAAAACACCUUAGACACAACUGGGUAAUCCCUAAAUCCUGGACUGGUAGGUGUGCCUUGAGGACUGGGUUGGGAAACACUGAUUUAGACGACCAAAAGUCGUCUAAGCACCCAGAAGUCCCUCUAGUGGCUGUCUGGUAGACAGACACUUGAGGAGGAGUUAACCCUAGCAGGUAAUUAUUGCAGUUUCUCAGAAAGUGCAAUAAUUACCACUGUAGGGUUAAGGGACAUGGCAUCCAGAUCACUUCAAUGAGUGAAAUGGUCUGGGUGCCUAUUGUAUCCCUGUAAAUGAAUAAACUAAUAAAUAUGUAAAGAAAUAAAGAUACAUUUCACAAUUUUAGGUCUCCCUACAAAAAUGUCUAAAGUUAUCCUAUAUUUUUCAUUCAAAGUUUAAAAUAAUUGUUGUGCAAUUUUUUUAAACAGAAAGAACGUGAUAUUAACCUAAAAGGGUUGUUAUUAAAUGUAUGCCAAACAUGUUUUUAACAAGAUUAUCAUACUUUAUUGAUAGAAUGCCAACUGAUGUUAAAUAUACAAAUAUAUAAAACAAUAAAAGAUUCUGAGGGGGCACCCGGAUUUGAACCAGGGACCUCUCGAUCUGCAGUCGAAUGCUCUACCACUGAGCUAUACCCCCUGUGAUAAAGUUUAUAUUAUCCUGAAAAACAAGUUAGGUUAGUUGACACAUUGCAUUGCAAUGUUUGUUUUGUAUAUUGUGUAAUUCAAGAAUGGCAUUUACUUGCUUUUUUCUUAAGAGGUACCUUCAUACUUAGUAAAGGAAAUACCUUGAAAUAUGCAUGAACGCGAAAAUUAUAGCAUUUGCUAAACUGUUUAGUUACUAUUUACAAAGUAAUUUACGUGUAUUACUAUACACUGAUCAGCCAUAACAUUAAAACCAACUGCCUAAUAUCGUGUAGAUGCCCCUCAUGCUGCUAAACAGCUCUGAUAUGGCGAGGCAUGGACUCUACAAGAUGUCUGACCCCUGUCCUAUGGUAUCUGGCCCCAAGACAUUAGCAUCAGAUCCUUUAAGUCCUGCAAGUUGCGAGGUGGGGCCUCCAUGGAUUGGAUUUGUUGUUUCAGGACAUCCUAAGAUGCUCAAUCAUGGGCACUCUGACUGGUCUGCGGCAACACAGCCACAUAUACGGCAAGCUGCAGUGUUCUGACACCAUUCUAUCAGUGCCAGCAUUAAGUCUUUCAGCUACAAUAGUUCUUCUGUGUGAUCGGACUAGACGGGCUAGCUUUCGCUUCCCACGUGCAUCAGUGAGCUUUCGGCGCCCAUGACCCAUAUGCCGGUUUACCAGUUGUCACUCCUUGCAACACUUUUGGUAGGUGUUAAUCACUGCAUACCUAGAACACCCCACAAGGCUUUUCAUUUUGGAGAUACUGUGACCCAGUCAUCUAUCCAUCACUAUUUAGCCUUUGUCAAAGUCACUCAGAUCUUUUCCCUUGCCCAUAUUUCCUGCUUCUGACACAUGAGUUCCAGAACUGACUGAGCAUGUGCUGCCUAAUAUAUCCAUGGCCGGAUUUAAAAACUUUUUUUUCUUAUUAUUUUACACACUACUCUUAGGGCUGACAUCUGGCCGGUAUUUAUUUGAAGCUGCCUGGCCUGUGCCGAUAUUGAAGUAAGUCCGGCAAUACACAUGCUGGUAUUUUUCCCAGUAUAAACAGAGAUUACUCUGUAAUACCAGCACUGGCUAGAAGGGGUCACUGUUUGUGUGGAGAGAUGCAGGGAUAGGAAGUUACAGCAUAUACCUGCAACUCUCUACUUACUGAUCCAAGGCGGGCACCAGCUACACAGCACAGAGAGCCCAGACAGAAGCUCCCAGCCUGCAGAGACAGCCUACAGCUAAGGGAAGUGAGGGAUGGGGUAAAGGCUGCAGGGAAACAUGGGGACAUUGUGAGACAUGGUGACACAAGGAGACGUCUGGGGACGCUGAGACACUUGGGGACACAGACACACAUGGGAACACAGACACACUUGGGGACACUGAAACAUGGGGAAAAAGACACACAUGGGGUCACUGAGACAUGGGACACUGAGACACUUGGGGACACUGCGAGUGACCAUGUCUCCCAGUGUCCCUAGUGUCUCAGUGUCCCCAUGUCUCUCAGUGUCCCUUAGUGACAUGGGGACACUGGGAAACAUGUGGACACAGACACUAGGGGCACUGAGACACAGAUGCAUAGUGACACUUGGAUACGUAGUCCCAGUGUCCCCAAGUCUCACAGUGUCCCCAAGUGUCUAUGUCCCCAUGUCUCACAGUGUCCCCUAGUGACAUGGGGACACAGACACUAUUGGACACUGGGAGACAGGGAGACACUGGGAGCAAUCCAUCUAUACAGCAGAAUCAAACUGUAGUUUUUUUGGUAAUUUUACAGAAUUUUCUCUUAUGUCACUCCUUGUGAUUUACAUCAUGUGAUGUCACAUAUACAUAAUUAGUUAUGCAAAUUAGUAAGGCCUGUAUUUUUUUCCAAGAAAGGUGGCAACCCUAACUACUCUUUACAUACUCUAGCGUAAGUAUGGAAACUUAAGAGAGAUAUAUGGAAACAAAACUUGGACUAACUGAAAUGAAAUUAGUUACGGUAAUGCUGACUUUGGUCUCUCUAACACUGUGGCAUGUUCCCUUUCUUCUACACUCACUACAUCCACCUUUUCUCUGUCUCAGACUGUAUACCAGGAGCUUCUGCCUGCUAGCAAGAAGGUAAGGAGACAAGGAGAAAGCAUGGAACGAGCGCAUUAUUAGACGCGUUUAUGUCACGCUCAGGAUGCUGUUGGCCAGCAUGCAUGAUUGGCAGGCAGCCUGACAUGCAUUAAUGCCAGGCUAGCCUUCCAAUUUUUUGGGCAGACACGCCUCCUUUUUAGGCAUCUUCGUCCCUUUGGGGAGAUCUGGUUACAUAAUCCGCAUCAGUGGCCCACCCUUUACACCGCCCAUUGACUUCCUGCUUCACUGGACACUGCUGUUAGGGGGUAUGAAUUUUCUUGAAAGAUGAAAGCAUGAAUUAGAGAGAGAUUAGCAUAUUUUAAAAAUCUGAGUUUUCUUUUAGCUGCAUCCACCAGAUACAUAACGCUUGAGAGGUAUGACUGUUUUAGUGGUUUUGGUCGAUAAGAUUCUAUACUUAGGCCCCUCAUAAUUGUCAGCACCAAGCCCACUGGGCUCUUAAUAUGUCCCUGAAUGUAUCCCUACUCUUGCCAUCGUAACAAUGUAAUCAAUGUUAUUCACUACAGCUGUCAAUGGUUUUAUUGUUGUGGCUGAUCAGUGUAUAGAUCACUACAUUACCCUAAUAAAAGCCACCCUAAUUUCUGCUCAACAGAGAAAAAAACGAAAGCACCUACUAAAAAUGUAUAAAACACCCCUUUUAAAAAAAAAAAAAAAAAUUCUUCCAUGCAAUGUUUAGAGUGAAUUUUGGAUGAACUGAAGCCAAAUGGAAUGGUGGGAUUUCAUUUCUUGCAAAUAAACACUGAGACUAUCAAUACCAGAUAAAGAAAUAUGAAUGCAAUCUGAUCUAAAAAAAAAAGCCUUCAACACCACCUUUAAGCUCAGCAUGACAAAAAUACAUUAUAUAAAUGCCUCAACCUAGACAUCGGACAUUAAUCUUCUUUCUUGUGCUCUGAAUUCUUGUUUGCGCAACAAUGCCAAAACAGGACUACUUCAGACCAAAUCAAACGCACAUUUAAAAACAUUGCCUGCAAAGAAACAAUCAUUUUAAACAUUGCACAAUAAGCAAGGACACAAUGAACCCAAAUAAUAAAAACCUAUGUGUGUCAUCUGGUUUUCAUAACUUGACAGAACACAACAGAAUCAUGUUCAUCACCUUAACCCCUUAAAGGAACACUAGUAAUGUUAGUAAUACAAAACUGUAUCCCUAACACUACAGAGCCCCUCUUCCUCCACGGCCCCUUGGCCAUGAAAGGUUUUAAAAACAUACCUGAUUCCAGCGCCAAGUCCCUCGAGCACUGCAUCUAUAUCUCCUGCUCCACGUCUGAUGUCAACAAGAUUCAGGAACCUAAUGCACAUGCCCUGCGAGCACCAUGAGCGCAUUAAGCCUUCCCUCAUCGGAAAGCAUUGACUCAAUGCUUUCCUAUGGGGUUUUACAAGAUGCUGGACAUCCUCAUGCACAGAAAUUUAGUAAUUUAGGUGACUAUAGUGUUCCUUUAACCCUGGGGUUAAGCGCUGACACUUUUACUUGACUUAUGUUUUUAAGAUUUUGGGAAUAAUCUGUGGUACAUGUACUAAAAUGUUUGGGAAACAUUGCUCUAAUGUAAGCAGGACCUUUUAUAUAGCGCCAACCUAUUAUAUUUAAAUAUAACUUGUACAUAAAUCUAUAAAUAUACAUAUAUAACAUAUGUAAUAAACUAAUAUAAAUGCCAAUAACAUGCACAUCAACCAUGUUGGGUCAUUGUUAUCUAAGAACACAAGGUUGUUCAAAUAUUACGAUGAUUCACACUUAUAGGACUUUAAAAGCUUCCUAUAUCAAAUCAACCUCUUAAGUUAUUGACUUUAUCAGUCUUUAAUAUACUGGGACAAAGGGAUGCAGGUGACUUAUUCCAUCUCCACAAAAGAACAUGGCAAAGCUCCCAAGAGGACUCCCCACAAUGUUCCAUUAGUUAAGUGUUCAUAGAAGAAAUAUUGUUUGUGAUUGCUUCCUACAAUGUGAAUCAAAGCAGCCUCAUUAGUGAUUGUAAAGCUUAAUAGAAUGUUGAAAUUAAUUAGCUAAUUUGAUUGGACUAUUGCAUCAGCCCAUUUUUCGAUUUGAAAUAACACAAGGUAUUGAAACCCUUACAUCAAAACUGAAGGAAAAUGUGACCGACAUUUGGUGAAAUCAGUUUGGCAUGGGAGUAUAAAUCAUCUACCCGUAUAUACUCGUGUAUAAGUCGAUCUCAUGUAUAAGUCGAGUGCAGUUUUGUGACCAACAAUUAAAACUUGGGGCUAUGAAAUUCUGUGAUUUUUAUAAUUAUAUACACAUACACUCAUACAAACACACACUCUGCAUUAUAUAUACACACACUGCAUUAUAUACACACACACUCAUACAAACACACACACUCAUACAAACACACACUCUGCAUUAUAUACACACACUCUGUGUAUAUAAUGCAGAGUGUGUGUUUGUGUAGUGAACUGGGUGGGGGGAGGGCAUUUUUAUUAUUUUAAUUUUUUUUAUUUUAAUAUUAUUAUAAUUUUUUUAUUAUUUUAAUUUUAUUUUGUCCCCCCUCCCUGCUUGUUAACUGGUCAGGGAGGAGGGCUAUCUUAAUCCCUGGUGGUCCAGUGGCAUGGGCUGUGAAGUGGGGGGGCCGGCAGGAAGCAUUUACUUACCUUUCCUACAGCUCCUGUCAGCUCCCUUCUCCUCCGUUACGGUCACCUCCACUGUAAGUUUCGAGGUCUGGUUGCCGCGCGGAUCGUUGCCAUGGCUCUGACGGCCGCGGCUCUCUAAGUUGCCAUAAUACAGACAGUGACUCGAGUAUAAGUCGAGUGGGGGUUUUUAAGCACAAAAAAUGUGCUGAAAAACUAGACUUAUACUCGAGUAUAUACUGUAGUUACAAAUGUAAUGUAGUUUUUGUGUGUGCAGUGAUAUAUAGUUUUUUUCUUUUUAUGUUGUACCAUAAAAGGCAAACCCCAGACUUCAACACAACCUUAUACAUUUGAUAUCUUUUGGCCUAAAUUAUUAAAGGGAUGCUAUAGUCUCCCUCAAUGAAGUAGUGUGGGUGCAGUGGCCCUGUCCUUUUAAUCCUGCAAUGUUAAACCAUGUCUCCUCCGUGAUAUUGCUGGAAGCAGAGCGGUAAGCAGUGCUGGGGGAGUCUUGGCACUGGAAAAACUUUAAGUGAAACUUUUAUCUUUUUAAAAGUUUUGAUUGCAAGCAUGAGGAGGGGCUAUUUCUGACUAGUGAAAGGAACACUAUAGCUUUAGGAGUGCAGGCUUGUAUUCCUAAUGCUAUAGAAUUCCUUUCAUUAUUCAUACAGAAUUAGUAUUUUUUGCAUAGUUGUCUCUAACUUGUGCAUCACCGAAAAGUUACUGACUGGUUUAGAACAUCAGCUGACCACUCUAGCCAAUCAGUGACGCCCCUGCACGCAGACAGGCUUCAUGAAAGUCCGUUUCAGAAGCCAGAUGACUAAGGGGGGACUUAGAAAGCGCCUGGCUACCUCCUUUUCCUUUUACCCACCAUCCUCUAUCCCACUUCCUUCAUUCUAAGCUUAGCGUCUUCCAUUUGCCCAUCCUUGCUAAGUUGUAUUUGUGAGUAGGUUUUGUGUUUGAAUGUAAGCAUGUUUUUGUACAGAGUGUUUGUGAAUGUAGAAGUGUAUUUGUGUGCAGUGGUGUGCUUGUAUGUAUUGUAGGCCAACAUAUUAUGUAGUGCUUCACAAUUUUCCAGUGGGGAUAUGUAACAAAGUUACUGACAGAUAAUAAAAUGGUGCUAGGCAGUUCAAACUGACAGGCUGAAGAAGUUGUAUUUUCAAUCCCUUGCUGAUUUGCUGGGGGUAUGCUACAGAAUGGGCUUGGCCAAGACACUCACAGGGAAGAUUACAACUGAAAUAUGAAUUAACAUGAUUAUUUUACACAGUUGUGUGGUAAAACAUAUAUAUUUAUUUCUACAGUUUUUAAAUGCCUUGCAGGCAUAUUUCAGAAGGAGAGGGAUCCAGAUCGAUAGAAAAGCACCUUCAUUUAUCAUACUAUCUUCAAAACUUCAAAGUAACCAUGAUUCAUACCCUUAUGGAGAAGGAUUUCGGCAGACAGGAAUAAGGGCCCAUAGCUCAAAAAAAGACAUUGGAUGGGUGAGUUAAUCCAAUACUUUGUUACCCUGAUAGUUCUGACAUGUUGAUAAUGAUGUAUUAAAAGAGACUGUUUUCUUAGUCCUUUGUGUUUUACACAUACCGAGUGAAUGUAUUUGCUUGUCUCCUGCUUAAUACAAUAGAAGUCCCAGUUAAUCGCUUAGUGUAUAAAAUCUACAUUGUUACAUAGCUGAAAAGAGAAAUGCUUCUAUCAAGUUCGGCCUUUCUCACAUUUGUUUUUGCUGUUGAUCCAAAAGAAGGCAAAAAACCAAGGCAGAUGCACAUUCUUGACCCAAGAUUGGCAGUCACAUAUCUCCUUGGAUCAAGAAGCUAAUACCCCACUAAUUGAAAAUCAAGUCCCUUCAUAUUCUGUUUUUGCAAAUAUAUAUCCAAUUGCUGUUUAAACAUCUGUAUAGACUGAUACAACCAACCCUUCAGGCAUUGAAUUCCACAUGCUUAUUGUUAUUACUGUAAAAAACAACAACUUUCUUUACCUUAGACUAAAUCUCAGUGUCUAAAUGUGUGACCUCUUGUCCUAUGUAUAGUCCUAUUUAUCAACAGAUUUCCAGACAAUGGUUUGUAUUGGCCCUGAAUAUAUUUGUAUACUGUUAUCAUAUCCCCUCUGAAGCACCGUUUUUCCAAACUAAAGACAUUUAAAUUAGUUACCUUUCUUCAUAACUAAAACACUCCCUUCCUUUGAUCAAUUUUGUAGCCCGCAUUUACAUUGGGUUACUUACUAAACUGCAAAUUGGAGCGAAUGCACUUUUUAUGCUGGGCACAGCUCAUUUUCGGGCCUAAGUACACUGGGGCCAUAUUUUGGGACUUCCCGAGAGGCCGAACCUUGAAGUUACUAGACCCACCUUAAGACCCCAACUGGAUGUCAGAUCUGCCUUCACUUGGGCUAUUAUACCCAGAAUAUUUUACCAAAGCGCCCCUGGAGGGUAUAGGCUGAUCUUGGUGCUAGGACUGGGACUCUAGCUGACUUUUUGUCAUCCAUCUCUUUGCCUCCAAUAAGAGUCAAUACAAAGCAUCCAGCAAACCAGCUCUAUGUAAUUGCUUUACUUAAAGGGAAACUCCAGUGCCAGGAAAACAAUCAGUUUUCCUGGCACUGCAGGUCCCCUCUCCCUCCCACCCCCCAAUCCCCGGUUGCUGAAGGGGUGAAAACCCCUUCAGUGACUUACCAGAGGCAGCGACAUGUCCCACUUAGCUGCUUCUUCCUCCGCCGCCGCUCCUCCCUGUGAUUGCGUCGGCCGGUGGGCGAGACUGAUCCCACCCACCGGCCGGGGAGACCUAAUGCGCAUGCGUGGCAAUGCCGCGCAUGCGCAUUAGAGCUCCCCAUAGGAAAGCAUUCAAAAUGCUUUUCAGUGCUUUCCUAUGGGGAAAUCAGCGAUGCUGGAGGUCCUCACCAGGAAGUGCGGUGAGGACAGCCACUGAGGACAGCCACUAGAGGUGGAGUUAACCCUGCAAUGUAAUUAUUGCAGUUUAUAAAAAACUGCAAUAAUUACAGUUGCAGAGUUAAGAGUAGUGGGAGUUGGCACCCAGACCAUUCCAAUGGGCAGAAGUGGUCUAGGUGCCUGGAGUGUCCCUUUAAGCUGGAACAUCUAUCUGCCUACUACGUUAUUGUAUAUCUUUAACCUCUUUAAUUGUUUGUUUUUUUCUUAGUCCGUGCUUCUGAGAACACUCAUUUGAUAGUUUACUUUAAAAAAAAAAAUUAGACAUCGUUAACCGGUAUACACAAAAAUGUUGAUGAGAUGUAUCUCAUUUGAAAUGGACGAUCUUUUAUGACUCUAUUUAUAAACUUCAAUUUAAAAACAAAAUCUCUCCUGAAUUCCAUCCUGACAAUUUAUUGUUUAAGGAACAACCUCUAAAAUUUUAAAGGAACACGAUAGGCACCGAGACCACUUCACCUCAUUGCAGUGGUCUGCGUGCAGUGCCCCUGUCCCCUUAGCCCUGCAAUGUAAACCAUUGCACUUUAAGAAAAACUGCAACAUUUACAUUGCACAGUUAAGACGCCCUCUUCCAGACAGCCAGUAGAGGCACCUCCUGACUUUCUAGGAGUUUAACUUUGCAUGAGGAUGUCCAGAGUUUUUAAAAUCUCAGUAUAAAAUCCCUGAUUCAGUGCCUUCCUAUGUGGAAGGUCUAAUGCAGGGGUCCUCAAACUACAGCCCGCCAGGGUCCAGAACCCGGCCCAAGCACUCAGGGCCACCCAAUGGGCCCUAUAUCUUCAGGGGCCUGGUCAGCGCUGUGGCCGUGCAAUAGCGUGACCGGGUCCCUUUAAAAAAUCGCAGCCGCAAAGUAGUGCUGGGAGGAAUGAUGGCCGGUAUUCACUUCCUCCAAGCUCCCUCAGCGCAGGAGGGAAGAGAGCCAGGUCGCGGGAGCUACGCCGACUACCGUCAGCCACAGCCACCCUUCUGCAAAAAAAGGUAAGCAAAAUUAGCUAUGUAUGUCAGUGUGUGUGUAUGUGUGUGUGUGUGUGUAUAUAUGUCUGUAUAUGUAUGUAUGUCAGUGUGUGUGUGUAUGUAAUGUAUGUGGAUGUAUUUCAGUCUGUAUGUCUGUCUGUGUGUGUGUAUGUCUGUCUGUGUGUAUGUAUUUCAGUAUGUGUGUGUAUGUAUUUAUGACAGUAUGUAUGUCUGUGUGUGUGUGUAUGUAUUUAUGUCAGUAUGUAUGUCUGUGAGUGUCUGUAUGUGUAUUGUGUAUGUAUGUAGAUAAGUAUAUAUAUAUAUAUAUAUGUAUGUCAGUAUGUGUGUGUGUGUAUUUAUGUCCUUAUGCGUGUGUGUGCAGUGUGCAUAGGAAUAAGUUAAUAUUUUUUAUAGUCCGGCCACCAACAGUGUCUGAGGGGCCGUGAACUGGGCCCCUGUUUAAAAGGUUUGAGGACCCCUGGUCUAAUGUGUGCGCAGUGUGACAUCACUGGAGGAGGAGGUCGAUUCAGCACCAGAAAGGGGUAAAUGAUAAAAGGAUUUGUACACAUUAGACAUGGGAGGAAGACCUAGAGGGAAAAAGGCAGAUGGACACUAUAGAAAUACAUUUUUGUAUUCCUAACGCUAUAUUGUUCCUUUAAAGGACCACUCUAGGCACCCAGACCACUUCAGCUUAAUGAAGUGGUCUGGGUGCCAGGUCCAGCUUUGGUUAACCCAUUCUUUUAUAAACAUAGCAGUUUCAGAGAAACUGCUAUGUUUAUGAAUGGGUUAAGCCUUCCCCCAAAGCCUCUAGCGGUUGUCUCAUUGACAGCCGCUAGAGGCGCUUGCGUGCUUCUCACUGUGAUUUCCACAGUGAGAGCACGCCAGCGUCCAUAGGAAAGCAUUGAUAAUGCUUUCCUAUGCGACCGACUGAAUGCGUGCGCAGCUCUUGCCGCGCGUGCGCAUUCAGCCGACGGGGAGGAGAGGAGGCGGAUCGGAGGAGAAGAGCUCCCCGCCCAGUGCUGGAAAAAGGUAAGUUUUUACCCCUUUCCCCCUUCCAGAGCUGGGCAGGAGGGGAACCUCAGGGCACUAUUGUGCCAGGAAAAUGAGUAUGUUUUCCUGGCACUAUAGUGGUCCUUUAAAGUCAAGUUUGUUUACAAAUCUCAUAUUUCUUUGGAGCCAAACGGUUUUCUUCCACUCUUAGUUCUAUUGAUAUAAUAAGUACAGAAUUUAAAAUCUUUAUUUUCUAUUACAGGAAAACUUCUUCUGAUGAAGAAUAAGAAACAAAAACAAGCAUGAAUUAAAGAAUGACUUCUUUUUAUACUGAAAUUACAAUUCAGUGUCCAAUAAUAGCAUUCAUUAAAGUUUGACAUGUAAUUUCUGUUCUGUAUGUUUGUGUCAGCUUGUUUUAUAGAAAGCUGAAUUUCAAAUAUAGAAUGUAGACAUUUAAAUUUUUUUAAAGGAACACUUAAGGCCCCAUAAUCCACUCCACCACCACCAACAGAGCCGAUCUGAGCUAAGUUUGGCAGUACAGAGCUUCGCUUAUUGGCUGAGAGCGAUUAGGUGAUGCUAACUAGUGCAGCUCAGGAGACGUAAUCGUUUUUUCUUAGCCUAAGAUAUGGGAGGUGUCUAAAAAACCCAAGGUAAGAAGUCAAACUGAUCAAAAUGGAAAAAUGGUUUGUCUACUUACAAUUAGGGAGACUCCAGGGCUGUCCUGGUACCAUAACUACUACAGUGCCAUGUACUGGAUAUGGAGGAAUCCAGUUAAACCCUUACUUUGAUAAGAAACCUCAGCACAAUAUCUUACUUGGAAGGAAAAAACAGAAAAUAAUCCCUCCCUUAGGCAGGGACUAUGGAGUGUGUCCUGAAGAUAUCCAGAUAGGGGGUAACCCUAAAUAUAGACUUGCAAAAGAAAAAGUGAUCCUAUGGCAGAAAUGUCCAGGAUACACGGAUAGGAUAUAUCAGAGUUUUCUUUUACUGAUAAAAACCAUAAGUUUAUUAAUCAUCAUAAACAAAGACAAAGAAAAUAAU